Uloborus diversus is the source of this 591-nucleotide messenger RNA. Its product is annotated as L-cystatin-like. Gene Ontology annotation, molecular function: cysteine-type endopeptidase inhibitor activity. The transcript is spliced from 3 exons. The coding region runs from base 58 to 468 and encodes 136 amino acids. The record is from RefSeq and is a predicted model, not a curated record. Lineage: Eukaryota; Metazoa; Arthropoda; Arachnida; Araneae; Uloboridae.
CAAUUUUCCCUACAUUACCUCUGGUUGCUCUAGAACGGUAACAAGCCCAGUUGCAUCAUGUGGAAAGCUAUUGUCUUGCUUGCCUUGGUGGCCUGUGCCACAGCCGGUCUCCUCGGAGGCUUUGAAGUCGUCGAUGUCGAUGAUGAAGGUGUGGUAACUGCUGCCAGGCACGCCACCGUUGAAUUGUCGAAGAAAUUCUCCGGACCCUACCACCACAAGCUUACCAAAGUCCUGAAGGCUAAGAGACAAGUUGUUGCUGGUCUGAACUACCAAAUGGACAUCAUUGUUGGCAAAACCGAAUGCAAGAAAGAGGAAGUCAACGCCAACGAAGUCGAUGACUGUGAAUACCAAGAGGGCAUCAGCACCUACAAGAAAUGCACCGUCCUUGUCUACCGUGACCUUAAGGAUCAACACAAAUUGGUCAACUCCGGAUGCAUCUUGGCCUCCCACAAGGAUCUUGAAUACUAGACCUGUUGUUGGGGGAGUGUCCCGUGAACGUCAAUCAGGAAACGUGUCCCACACCUGACAUUGUAUAUAUCUUGUACAUGUUUGUAUGAAGUUCCUGGUCCAUCAAUAAACAUAUAUGCAAUA